Molecule: messenger RNA, 12792 nt
Organism: Leptidea sinapis
Lineage: Eukaryota; Metazoa; Arthropoda; Insecta; Lepidoptera; Pieridae
Product: ELMO domain-containing protein 2
Exons: 2
Coding region: 138-1079 (313 amino acids)
Molecular function (GO): GTPase activator activity
Source: RefSeq, a predicted model, not a curated record
UUGUAGUUUUGUUUGUGUUUUUCGUUGCUAUGAGUACUGAGAUUUUCUGUAGAAUUGUUAAUAAAUAUAACAGCCUCCAGGCUCGAAGAUAUUCAGUUGCAAUUUAAAUAAUUAGGAAUAUAAUUAUAAACGUCAUAAUGUUAUUUCUUAAUGUUUGGUCAUUGUUGCACUGGUACCUAAGGCCACUUAUAAAAUGGUUUUUAAGAAAAACAACUAGAUUAUGUGAAUUACAAAGGAUUUGCUAUGGUGAUAAGGCUGGAGCUCAAAGAACUUGUGCUGUGGAAAAUUCGUUAAUGCUCUCGCGAACAAGAGAUAUAAAAGAAGUUGUUGCAUUCCUAGAUGCUGUUGUCCUGGAAAGAAGGUUUAUACCGGCAAAUUUUGAUGAUAUUUUAAAACCUUCCAUUUCUAUAAUAUUUAGAAUAAAAAAGAUUAAUACCAAGCUGCAUCCUUCUUUUGCACCAACAUUAAAGCGGUGUUUACAGCAAAUAUGGAGUUAUAGACAAUUGGUGAAUGAAGUAGAAGAACUCCGGCGUGUGCAGUAUGAUAGUGAUAAUUCUGAUCAUGAAUUGAAAUUGCUUAAAUUAUGGUCAUUGUUACAACCAAAUGAGCUCCUAGAAGGAAGGGUAACUAAGCAGUGGCAGACUAUUGGUUUUCAGGGUGAUGACCCAAAAACUGAUUUUCGUGGAAUGGGAUUACUUGGUCUAGAAAAUCUUCUGUAUUUUGUUACUGAAUACCCGCAAGCUUCAACCCAUGUGCUCAGUCACUCACAUCAUCCUAAGUAUGGUUAUACAUUUGCUAUUGUUGGUAUUAACUUGACUUCAAUGGCAUAUUACCUCCUAAAAGAUGGAUCAGCAAAGACAUACAUGUUUAAUUCAAAAAUUUCAUUACCAAAUAUUAAUUUGUUUCAUAGAUUUUACUGUUAUCUCUUCUAUGAAUUUGAUAAGAUGUGGAUUGAAUCAAAGCCCGAGAAUAUCAUGGAAUUUUCCAUAAUAUUUAAAAAAUUUGAUAUUGCAAUUAGAUCACAAUUAUCAGAUCCCUCUACAGUGUUUAGAAUAAACAUUGAGAUUGACAAUAUAUAGAAAUUAAUACUAGUCAAAUUUAUUUAGUUCAAUUUCAUAAUAAUUUGUGCUUUUGCAUUCAUAAGUUUUUAUUUAUAUUUGACAAGUAUUUAUUUAUUUAUGAUAAACACUAGAAGCACCAUAGUUUGUAAUCCUCUUUUGCCACCAUGACAAUUUUAUCCCAUUACAAAAAUUGCAAUUUCCUUUAUAUUAUAAAGAAUGAAAAUUAUGAUUUUAAGACUGAUAUUCAGGUUUUAUAACUAAAUCAUCAGAAUCAUGUAAGUACCGAGUCCUGACUAUAGAAUCAAUAAUGAUAUGUCUUUAAAUAUUUGAAGAGACAAUAUUGCAUAAAUAAUAUUAUUUACUAGUGCAGUUAUUGCAGACCCUGUUACUUUACUGUUGGAACUUCACAAAUGAUUUUUUAUGUGAAUUUGUGCUUGUAACAUGUCUGUUUUUCUUGUAUCUGACAUGUUUUUUGGAAAUCAUUAUAUGUAUGAUUGUUCUGCUUUUAUUUGUACACAAUUCUACAAAUUAUAACUUCUCCAAGUUGCAAAGUAUCUGCAUUUAAUUUUCAGUUGUUAAUAAUUUUACACAACACCCAUGUGUAGUAUGUACUCUAGUCAAAAAAUUCUAAAAUCUAUAUAUAUAAAAAUGAAUUGCUGUUCUUUAGUCUGGCUAAAACUCCAGAACGGCUGGACCGAUUUGGCAAAUUUAGGUCUUGAAUUAAUUGUGGAAGUCCAGAGAAGGUUUAAAAGGUGAAUAAAUAGGAAAAUGCUGCUAAAUAAAAUAAAAUAACAAGUUUGUUUUUCCUUUGAUGUGUCCAUACAUAAUUUCUAUGAGAGAAUUUAUUAAUGCAAGGUUUGACAGUUCUGCUGUGAAACAAUUUCAUUACGACAGCAGGGUGCAUAUUUUACGAAGUAAUUCUUGAUGUUAUGAUAUAUUAUCGACAAAUUCAUAUAAAAAUCAUUAUAUUAUUUAUUAUAUACAAAACAACAUCUGUUGGGUCAGCUAGUAAUAUUAUAAAAAGUAUGAAAAUGCCUACUGUAUUUUAUUAUGUACUGGCAAGUCAUUGAAUCAGGAGCAGUUUAAAGAAAGUCACAUUACUAUAAUAUUGUAAUAAAAUUGUAUUUUUUUUAAUGUAUAUAUAUGUGUUAUUGAGAGUUUCAAUGACGACCUUGGGAGAGAAAUUAGAGGUUAUCAAACUUGUGGGUGGUAUGCUUCUAGUGGUAAUUUAUUUUAUAUUUUAUGACAAAUUUUAGGUAAUAUUAUAAUAAUGCUUACAAUUAUGUAAUUCAUAUUUUUUACAUUUAAUUGACAUGACAUUAACAGGAUGAGUUUUUAAUUAUUUAAAAACACUUAUGUUAAAUAUAAUCUAUUAUAUAUUAUCCAAUGUGUUAAUAUAUACUUACCUAUUUUUUAAACAUCACUGUAAUAAAUUUUAUUGAAUUGGGUAACCCCCAGUUUGCAGAAAUAAUUAUUUUUCCACCUUUCUAACAUUGUAAAUCAAUGUAAUACAGUGAUGUAAGUAUAUUGAAAUAAAUGAUAUGAAAUCAUUAGAUAAAUUGGACAUAGUUCCUGAAAAACAUUCUAAGCCACUAGUUUAUUCAAUACAUGUGGGUUGGGCUACUAAGUCAUGAUGUCAUUUAAAGAGUGAGACACUAGGGCUGCCAUUUUUUGUCAGUCCGUUAAUAUGAAUCACCUGACCAGUUUUGUGUUCUUAACUCAAUUUUGACAUGAUUGUGGCUUGGAACGUUUUUCUGGAAUUACAUCCAAUUUUGAGGAUGGUUAUAUUGUGAAUGUUUAGAAUAACAAUUACUUUAGUCAAUGAAAUGGUAGGUUGGUAGUGAGAAUGCACUUGACUUGUAUGAUUUACUGGGCGGGACUAUAAAGUGACUUUGUAAAUUAUUCAUUAAUUCAAUUAUGCAAUAUACUGUGUAUAUUAUUUAAUUUGAUGGGGACCAUAGAAACAAUGAUGAAAAUAUUAAAAAGGUACUUUUAGCAGUGAUGUAGCCGUGUUAAAGAUGUCGCCUGACAGGUGAUUUAUACACCACCAGCUAUUAUGUAGUGAUUUAAUCGCACGUGAAACUAUGCUUAACUCUGGUGUAUUUAAUUAUAUCUUACUACGAAAACUCUAACUCAAAGAAUAAGAAUUUCUUAGAUAUAUAAAGAAUUUUCAAAAUAGUUUUUUAACCGACUUAAAAAAGGAGAAGGUUCUCAAUUCGUGAAAAACACAGCGAUUUACGUGAUUCUUCUUUGGUUUGAUGCUGAAUAGUUGCCAAAUGGUCUCAUAAAUUUUUUGGAUAGUUUACCCAAAUAGUUUUUUUUUAUGAACAUUUUUGUUUACGUGGACGAUGUAAUUUUAGUUUGUGUACGGCUUUUAUGAGUUUUCAAUUGCGUUGACUAUAUAUAAUUACUAGCUGUCCCAGCAAACGUUGUAUUGCCAUAUAAAGCAAUAAAAUAAUUCAAUAAUUAAAAUUUUUAGGGUAUAAAAAUAGAUGACGACCGAUUCUCGGACCUAUCAAAUAUUUCGUACUACAAUAAUUAUUAUAUUCGACUUUUAUCUUGCAUUGCACCCUAUUCCGGAUCUGUGGAUGGAACAGAUUAAUAUAAAAAUCGCGAUACAAAAAUAAGUGUUAAUCGUAGACGGGUGAAAAUUUGAAGUUAUACGUAUUUUUAAUGCUGCAUAAUAAAAUAAAAAUAAAAAAAUUGGCAAAAUUAAAAAAUAAUAUAUUUAGGGGCAUGAAAAAUAAAUGUUGGCCGAUUCGAAAUCCUACCCGAUAUGCACACAAAAUUUCAUAUUAUCGGUUCAGACGUUUCGAAGGGGUUUGGUAUCAAACACCGGGACACGAGAAAUUUAUAUAUUAGAUGAACCCGAGUCCCGAUAAGUGGGUCAUUUAUAGCAAACAAAUAUUACGAUACUUCACGAUAUUUCACUGUUUCACAAGAACGUCAAAUAGUUUCGAACAGCAUUUUUUCGGAGUCGAUUUCUUUAUAUUGUUUAAGGCGCGGGGCCUUUAGUAACCCACCCAUAGCUACUUAAAAAAAUGACUAUUUAAUAUAUUAUGACUUCAAAAUCUGAAAGUAUAAAAUAACUUAAUAAAGAUUUAAUUAAAUUCACAUCUUAUGCAAACCUGUAAUUAUAAAAUAAUACUAUUUGUAUGUUCUACCUAUUGGUAGUUUGAAUUGUUUUAAAUAAAAAUUUAACACAAAAACAACCGACUUCAAAAACACUAUUCCAAAACAAUAGAUAUAAUAUGCACUAAAAAGUAUAAAAGUAAUUGCGUAUUUUUAUACAAUCUAAUUAAUUAAUCUGAUCCUAGUUACGAUUAGGGUGAGGUGGGGCACAGUGUUACAAAAAAAAAACAAACUAUAAUGUAGCGACGAAAAUAUUUAAUUAAUCAAUGUCCAACUGGGAUGUGUAUAAACUAUACUAGUCUCUCUUCACUUAAAAUUAUUUAAACAUCACUUUUAUUGGGAACAUCUUAAUUUACAUUGCACUUUAAUCAGAUCAGUCGAUUGUAACACUGAACCCCGUAUCUCGGGUACUUUGUUACAGCGUAAGGGGCACAAUGUUACAACAUCAAAAUAAUAUAAAAUUAAAAAUAAGAGAAGAUAUCUAACAAAUAUUAAAUUUCUUUAUAAUAUUCUCUGGGAACGUAUAGAAAUCUGCCUGUCAUUUGGUUUUUUUUUGCUGCAAUGUUUACAAGCGGAAGAACAAUUUUAAUGUCUUCCAACGUUACCAUUGCCAUAUCUGGUUCAAGAGGAAAGUAGAAAUGAUUGUCAACUUUAUCACUUCUACGUAAAUAGCUAACUCCAUAUUCAUUAUUUUCAUUAUUUGUCAGUAAUUUUCCAACAUAGUGCUUGAUUAGCUGUUUUCCAACAAAUUUAACUACACCAAAUCGUCCUUUUUCGGUGUCGCGAAAUAAUUUAAUGGAAUUUCAUCAUCAGUUGUUAAAUCGUCAGACGAGGAUAUUUUCUAAAUCACUCUCAUCAGCAAAUAUAACUCCUUUGACAGUUUCAGUUCUCUUGUAAGAUAUUUCUUUUUUUUCUGUUGUAUUACUUUUGUUUACUUUUCCGAACUUUUUGUUUUCUCUUUUCAAGGCUUCUUCUUCAAUUUCAUUCUUAACUGGUGUUUCAGUUGGAACGCUGCUUUUUCCUCUCUUUCUACCACGGUUUGAUUGGUGUCUCGGUUGUGCUUUUGGAUAAGCUCGACCCUAUAAAAGAAACUAGAGUUUUAUCUGUAGAAGAUUGAAAUGCCGGUAAUGUACAGUUCUCUGCUACAAAUAGUGCAUUUUCAGGUUGGAUAUCCAUUUGAAAACAUUCUUUUGUUAGCAAACUUGGGCUUAAGGAUUCAGAACGCCUCUUAGACUCUUGUACAUCGAGAGAAGCUGGUAUCUGUACUGUCGAAGAUGCAUGUAGUUCUGCGUCGGUAACAGUAGCCUGUUGUGUUCCUGAGGAAUAUCGUGAUACGUUAGCAUUAGCACAUAGAUUUAUUUGAGAUUCCUGAUUAUAGCCAAAGCGUUGACUUGAACUGGGGGCAUUAGAAGUCGAAGCUUGUUGAACUUCAAAGAGCUGGCUUGGCCCGAGGGCAUUAGAAGGGUCUCCUAGUGGCCGAUUCGUCACUUCACUUGGCAUAUAAUCAUCAUCAGUGAAAAUAUGUCUGUCAUAUGGAAAAAUAUCAGUUUUUCGAAAUCCUGAUUUAAUAUUUUUAGGUGUCAUGGCUCGAUCAAAAGCUUGUCCGAGCAAUUCAGCAACAUGGUAGAUACAAAUUGUCUUACCAGGGUGACGCAUUAGCCACGAAUCAACAGCUGCAUUGUAGUAAGCCUGGAGUGGACCAAAUACAGACACAUCAUGUGGCUGUAGCUUAUGACUAAAAUGUGGUGAUAUGGUUAAUAAGUUAACUCCAUUAUCUUUUGCUAUAUUCAGUACCGCGGGAGCCAGAUGACUGUCAUGAUUGUCAACAAUGAGUAACGUCGGAUUUUCUUUCGAAGAGGCUGUUCGAUCUUUAUGAAAUGUUUCAUGACUUCAGCAAACAAUUCACUGUUUAUCCACCCGGUGGGCUGAGCUAGCACUAGAGUUCCUAACGGUGCACCGUUAGUCAUAUAAGGUUUGAAUUGUUUUCUCGGAAAUAUCAUAACUGGAGGUAUUCCUGACCCCAUUGCCGAUCGUGCACAACACGUUGUAAUUAGUGUUCCUCACUCAGCGCUCGUUACUUUAUUUAGCUGUUUUGACCCCUUGGCGGCGAUAUUUUUUUUUGGUUUUUGAACAGUAGUUCUCCCACUUUCAUCCAAGCAGUAAACUCUGCUACCGUCUGAAAAGCUAGGGCAUAGCCGCAUGGCAUUCUCCAAAUUUGUGAAGAAUAUAUUGAAUUUGUUCCCAGCUUGAUUUCAGAACGUUUAUUAGCUGUCUUUCAUUGUGCACGGGUUGGUUUGUGCUUCGAACACUGCGUUUCAGUAAGUCCCACAUGUGUUCAAUGGGAUUUGGAUCCGGACUGUUUGCAGGCCAGUCCAACACCUGUAUACCAGCCUCCUCUAGGGCUUCUCUGGUGGCCCUAGCUGUAUGAGCGCGAGCAUUAUCGUGCAUCAGGUGGAAUCUUGCGCCGAUUCUGUGUGCGUGUGAGACCACAUGGGGUCUUAUGACCUCCUGGAUGUAACGUUGAGCUGUUAUUGUGUCUUCGUUUAGAAUUACCAGCUCGGUUCUGCCGGACAUAGAGAUUCCUCCCCAUACCAUAACAUUGGGGCCCCCAAAUCUGUCACUUUCAUGGAUGCAAGCAUCCGAAAAUUGCUCACCUUCACGCCUCCAGACCCUAAUGCGACGGUCAUCACUAAAAAAUUUCACUUUGCACUCAUCCGUAAACAAUACUGUCCUCCAAUCAUUCAUAUCCCACGCCAGAUGCUGCCUUGCGAAUGAUAAUCGGUUUGCACGAUGAGCACUUGUUAAUGGUAUCCGCACUACACGUCUCCUGGAGAACUGCUGGUCCUCGUGUAAACGGUUUCUAAUAGUUUGAUCACUAACACGUGUACCGGUCGCCUGCUGCAAACGGUUUUGUAAGGAACGGGCUGUUAUACAGCGUUCUCUACGCGCACGUAGCGGUCCUCGUGUGCUGUAGUUGCUCGAACUCUGCCAGAUCCCCGUCUCCUGGUUAGGUUAGGUUAGUCUCUUGAAAACGAUUCCAAGCAUUCUGGAUCGCUCGCCGGGAAAAACCCAGCUGCAACGCCACAGAACGCUGCGAAUGGCCUUCUUGAAGCAAUGUUACGGCCCUAGUUACGGUUGGCAAGUCCAUAUGACUUCGAAUUCUCGGCAUAACUUAUUUUAAAAUGUUAAUUCAGCGACUAGUCAAACAAAACUGACAGUGUUCCUGAGAGAAUCGUCAAUUUGACUGAGUUGAAAUCCGUCUUAAAAUCGGGUAGAAUCAAGUGGUUACAAUAAAUUAUCUAAAACUACCCACUUUAAACAAUUAUGCGGGUGGAAUGCUCAAAAAAUGUGUGUAAGCAAAUAAGGUAACACCACAAUAAAUAAUCAGCUACUUGAGAAUGCAUAAAAAAUAAAUUAUCGCUAGCGAGGCCAAAAAUCAAGUGGCCCUUAUUUUGUUGUGACUUGUAUAUCUUUGCAAUAUCAUAAAAUUUUUACGUUAUUUUGAUUUGCUGCUUUUCGAAGACUAAUCCCACUUUCUGCCAUCCUAAUUGCAUCUCUCAUAUUUUUUUCCGUAGGAGACCAUGAUCCGUCUUCCUCUUAUGAACUCUUAUCAUUUUCUUUUCAACCCUAGGUACAAAACAAAAAAAAUAUUAAUUGGGGUUCAUUGUUACAAUGUAACACAGUGCCCCAAGUGACACAAAUCGAAAAAAAUAUGAAAUGAUUCUUUGUAGGUAUGCUUACAAAAAUCUACUUAACGAUAAUUUGAACAUACAGGGAAUAGGGGAAAAUCACAAUCACUUAUCUUUAUACAAUACACCAAGAAACAAAUUAAUAACUUUGCUUUGUCUUUUUUAAGUUUGAUCACCUAAAUUCGAUUUUUGUUUGUUAACUCCAAAACGCGAUACAGACUGAAGCGAUUAUAACUGUUCAAAGAUGGCCGCUUGUGAGGUUGUCAAAACUGUGUAUCAACAUAAUAAAAAUAAUCGUAAGAAACAUAAAGACUUGCAUUGUAAUAGUGUACCUUACCCUAUUGUUAUUUUUGGAAUAGGUCCUUUCGCCGCGACCCGCUCUCGCCUCCUCACGACUCAAGAUAUACUACAUUUUUCAAUGCAGCACGUAUGAACGUAAGCGAUUACAAUUUGAUUACAGACAGUUGGAAAUUCUGCCACAGAUCGCACCCUUACUGUAGGUAUGUCGUUAUGGAGUUCCAUAGAUCAUCAUAUUCGACUACGACAAUUACUUGACCAUAACUAUGUUAUGUUAGACUUAAAUAUCCGGAUAGCAUAAAAAAGAUUCGGCCGAGUAUCGUUAAUUUGCUCCUAAAAAUUGAAGAGCUCCGUUACUUUGUCAUGGAUUCCAUAAUCAGAACCUAACCAAACUAUCUUUUAAGUAUAUCCUAUCUAUAUCUUAGAAUCAUCGAAAGCGGCUAGCGCGAUAUUGAGUAAUUCCUAAAUUUAUCAUCCACUUUGCUAUACGUAUGUAUAUCAAAUUUAAUACUUUUAUGGUUUUCUCAUGGAUUAUCAUUAUCAGAUCUGGACCAAAUUGCAAUGGGACUACACGGAAAGCAGUAGCUUUCAAAUAAAAAAAAGAAUUAUCAAAAUCGAUUCACCCAGUCGAAAUUUUUGAGGUAACAAACAUAAAAUAAAAUACCGAUGAAUUGAGAACCUCCUUCUAUUUUGAAGUCGGUUAAAAAUACCUCGGUCUACCAUACGCGUAGUUUGGGCAAAAAAUUUACAUUUUACUAUAAUCCAAAUACCUACCAACUUCAAAAUGAGUUAUAUUUGUACAAGAAUGGCUUCAUUAUCAUUGAUAGAGGAGAAUUUAAACGCAAGUUUUUUAUUUAACCACUAAAAGACUACAACUAAUUGUCAAAAAUAUACCUUAUCAAAAUGUGAAUAAAGGCGCUUUUGCACUUAGACCCCUCAUUUAUAACAUUUCUAUUAUAUUCUUAUUUAGAUUUUUCUAUAUCGGGACAAAACAAUGUUGAUAGUUGUGAUCUUAAUGGCCCAGUGAAUAUUUAGUUCAAUGACGAAAUAUUUUACAAUACCUAUUGCUGUUCAGAUUUUCUCAGUGUUUAGAAAUGUUAAUGUUUUUCAUAUUCGUUAACUUGCAUAAGUACUUAAAGAUGGUUUACAUAAACGAGCAUAAUAUAUUUAUUAUAUAGACCUCGCUAUAUUAUUGUUAAAAUGUAAAAUUUAUAAAAAGUGUCAUUUAAUGAAGUUUCUUUUUCUUACGUGUAAGUAUCUCAGCUAAAAAUGGGGCUCUUUUGCAGGCCCUUAAUAAGCAUAUUUUUAUUUUUGUAGCGACAUUUUUCAUAGUAAUACAAAUACAGUGUUAACUAUUAUGUUGUUCUUCAUAACAAUAAACUCACUCAAAUAUAGAAAUGCUUAGAUAAUUAAUACGUCUAGAUAGUCUCUUGCUAUUAGACACACGAUCAAAACAGGCCAGGAAUAUUAGUUUAGUUUGCGUGUCAAGCUACGUGUUACACUCGCAAUUUGAAUGACAAUUUGUGUUAGUGUGCGUGAAUUGCUCAAAAUAAACAUAUCUGCAUAAAUACGUCCAUAAAGCGGAAACAAACAUCUAUAUUCAACACAAAAGUUAAGCACCUACCGGGAUUCAAACCCGGGACCUCAUUUUGCAUGACAACGCCUUGGGGUCAAGACCUGUCAUUGCGAAUUUCUCACCCUUAUUAGUUAUUUAUGCAACUGUUGUGUAAUAAGGGGUAUUAAAACACGAAUGUGGAUUUAUCUCACGAGGCGAAGCCGAGCGUGAUAAUAGUAUCACAUGAGUGUUUUAAUACCUAAUUAUCAACAGUUGCAUACAAGACUUUAUCUACACCCAAAAUAUGAAUCUUCUUAAAGAUUCUGAAACAGUUAGCUUACUGCUAACAAUAAAACACCAGUCCUAGUAGUAACCUAAUAUCAUUAAUUACUGAUUAUAUACAAAUAAACUAAGUAUUAAUGAAACAAUUAUUUAUUUUACUAUCUAGUCAUUUACAUUUUUUAUAGUGCAAUACUUAAAAUUCACUAGGAUAUUAUGUUCUUUUGGAAAUAAAUUGCUCAUUUUUUGUAAACAAAACAAUAAAAAUAUCGAAGAAAAAUGGCGGGGAUUCGAAUAACCUACUUUUUUUACGGCGCGCGACGUUCUGGUGGUGAGGAACGCGCGUAAACCAAAGUGUUCUUUUUUUGAAAUUCAUACAGAUGCCACGCAUCGAGCAAAAAGAAUGUGGCUGUCUGUUAAAACUCUUUGAGCAUGAAGGGAAUGAAAAAAAAAAUAGGAGUGUUGUUAUGAAAUUCAGUACAACAUUACAACACUCUUUUGGAUGAUGUAAUGGUUAUUAGAACGUGGGGUGUUUUAAUGUUGGCAAUAAGCUAACUGUUUCAGAAUCUUUAAUAGAGGAUUUAAAGCAUGGGUGUAGAUAAAAUAUUUUACAGAUGUGCCUAAAUUUUCUUUUAAAUUAAAAGCGUCGAACAUAAUAUUAACUGCUUGUUAUUUUUUAAGUGAUACCCUCAGUCUGGGAUAAAGUAUACCUACUAAUUUAAUUUGUACCAAAAUUGUUGGACGAUGCGGGAUUCGAACGCACCACUUGGCUUGGGAACACCGUUGGUUUAGUAGGUAGAGCGCUGGAAUUUAACUCCAGAAGCUUGUGCUCGAAUCCCGCGUUGUCCAUAAAUUUUGGUAUAAAUUAAAUUUGCGUACAUAUAAAUUUGGAAAAUCGACAAAUUUGAUUCGGACACCUCUCAGAUAAGAGGCAGAGGCAACGGCACUUACCUUUGUUCCACCGACGCUCUUUGUUGCAAGGGUCGGCAACAGGCGGACCUCGGUCAGUUUGCGGACCUCCAUAGGACCUCAGACCGCCUAUAUAUUGUAAUGAAUUGUAUACCAGGUACAAAUUAAUACGUAGAUAAGGUUUGUAUACCUUUAUUUAUUGGAAUAAUAUUUCAAACAAUUUUUUUUAAUAUUUAAAACCUUUUUAAAUAUAUGAUAAAGAAAAGUUUGAAAAUUGCAAAAAACUAGCUUUAAGCUAAAUUUAGCCUUUGUUUGUCUCCACGUAAGUAAGUGAAACAUCUUUGAAUUUGCUGUUAUUCUCGAGAACUAAACUAUAAAAAACUAGCUCAAGACUGUCGCUUCAGUUUAUGACAUUAAUUUUAGGCCUUGUGUUUUAAAAUUCUAGUGUAAUAAUGACAAAAUUUUAGAAUAAUAACGCUUAGAACGUAAUUAGGCCCAAGCGAUAUGAAGCAGUCGCGGUGUGGCCUUUUAGGACCACAUACGUUUCCCGCCGCGUCAGUGUCAUUCUGUCAACCUCCAGGACUAUCAAUGCGCGAAAUUUAAUUGAAAAAUGACUUACUGUGUAGUGAAAGGGUGUCACAAAGCGUCUUAUAAUAAAAAUUAUGAUAAGAAAAUCACAUUUCAAAAAAACAGACGCCAUUAAAAAAUAUGUUGCCAGCUAUGAAAGUACUAUAUACCCCGAGUUACUCCGCUGGGAUUGUUUUGUGUGUUAUAGAUAUUUAUAGGAGGCUAUAAUGUACGACGCCACAUGAUGUUAUAAGUAUUCAAAGUCAUAUAAUCUUAAUUCAAUUUUUAGGCUUAAACUAAGCGCUGUGAAUAGACACUAUGAAUAUUUCUUUUAAAUUACUGAAUUUACCAUAUGUUCGGAAAAAGUUGAGCUCGUGAGAACAUUAACGGCCACUCUUUUUAACCGAUUUCAAAAAAGGAGGAGGUUCUCAAUAUGUCGGUAUGUUUUUGAAGUGAAACUUUUUUAUCGAAGUAUGAGAGAAAUUUUAUAGCAAAUCGUCACGAUUUUCGGUUACGCGCCAUUUUGUUUUUUUAAAUCCAAGAAGACCGCCGCGCAAAGUUAUGAUUUCAACAUUAUGGAUAUCGUAUCCGAGGUUCUCGAGGGUGCAGAUAACGAAUUUGGGAUCAUUUUUAAAUCCAAGAUGGCCGCCGCGGAAAUUUAUGAUUGCAUCAAUAUUGGUAUCAAAUCCGAGGUUCUGCAGAGAAUGAAUUUGGGAUCAUUUUUGAAAUCCAAGAUUCGAUAUCAAUAUUGUUGAAAUCCUAAUUUUGCACGGCGGUCAUCUUGGAUUCCAAAAAUAAUCCCAAAUUCGUUCUCUGCAUCCUAUAAAUCCUCGGAUAUAGCUGGGAACGGCGCCUUUUUCGUUUCAUCGAAUUUCAAAAAACAACGAUUCUAAAGAACUUAUUUAUUUACACUUCAAGAAUUGUUGCAACAACAAUUAAAUACGUGAUGUUUUUAUUAAAUUCUUAAUUUAUAUUUUAUUUCUUCUUUCUUAUUACAUAUAAUCUAGUAUUUCUUACACUUUACUGAUUUAGGGAGAUCUAUUCACUUGCAAUUGCAUGAUUUGGCUGUCUGUGUGCGUGUUGGCGAAUGUAAGUACGUGACGCUCACACACACAUUAAUUAUAAUGUUACUUCUAUAUCUAUAUUGACAAGAACUAUGAAUGAAACUAUCGUUCUGAGCGUUAUUAUUCUAUGGAAAAAAUACUGUUGCUUUAAGUACCUAUGUAUAAUUCAAUGAAUUACAGUGUGUUCAAUUUUAUACUUUGCACCUAUAUUUAGUAAAAUAAAAUAUAUUUAACAUAAA